Messenger RNA from Nymphalis io (European peacock), 13294 nucleotides. RefSeq lists its product as uncharacterized. Gene Ontology annotation, molecular function: lipid carrier activity; ATP hydrolysis activity; ABC-type transporter activity. The record is from RefSeq and is a predicted model, not a curated record. The coding region runs from base 184 to 12306 and encodes 4040 amino acids. Gene Ontology annotation, cellular component: membrane; intracellular membrane-bounded organelle. NCBI's taxonomy places the organism in Eukaryota, Metazoa, Arthropoda, Insecta, Lepidoptera, Nymphalidae. The transcript is spliced from 70 exons. Gene Ontology annotation, biological process: transmembrane transport; lipid transport.
UGAGAAAGGUUGUCCUGUUACUGCGGUAAAGAGUUGCGAGUUAUAUAUUUUUCUAUCGACGUAAUUACUGUUUAAUAAUAUUUUAAUUUACCGUACAAAUUACUGUGUUGUGUAAAGUGAUAUAUAAGACGCAAUUUCAAAGGAGUUUCGUCGUUUCAUGGUGUCGAGGAAAGCGACCUCAACAUGGCGGCGGGCCUGCAACUACGCCUGCUGCUGUGGAAGGAUUACCUCAUACGGAAAAGAAAUCCGAUAACAUUGGCUGGUAUCCUGUGGGCGACAUUUGUUAUGCUCAGUCUGUACACAGUAAGGAUUAACAUUGAUAACAAGGACUAUCCCACUUGUCAGUUUGCGGCUCGCGCGUUGCCCAGCGCUGGUGUACUUAAUUUCCUCCAGUCUUUUGUAUGUAAUGUUAACAAUGAAUGCUCACCUUUGGAUGAGUUUGAAGAAAUACCCACCUAUGAAAAGUCGAGGUUCACUCAACUUCAACGCCAACUCUCUCCGCUGCUCAAUAAUGCGACUGUCGUCGACACGGCGGUGACGGCACCCGAUGCGCUCAAACUGCUCGCCACCUUGUCUGACAUCGCUGAUAAUGCUGUAUUUUCAAAUAUCUCCAAAAAUGGAUUACGAGUCAGUGACUUAUUUAGAAAUCCAAACAGAGUAAAACGGUAUAUUUCCAAACAGUUGGACAUUUCUGAAGAAGUAUCUGACAGUGUGCUGGUCGCAGAAAUUGGUUUUGAAAGCAUAUUCCAAGAGGGCGUUGAUAGAUGUAACGCAAAAUCUAUAAUUAAGACGAUAAAAAUAAAAAAUGUUGAACAUUUAAAUAUAUUUGUGAACAAAUUAUGCGAAGUUGAAAAUGUACAAAAUCUAGUCAAGGACUUGCUUCUAGAAAUUGAUUUAGGGAAAUAUGUGACAAUGGCAGGCGAGAUGUAUUUUAAACUAUCUGGGGAUGAUAGAAUAACAAGAAUAGGAGAAAUGCUCGUAGCCGUACUACGAAUGACGUCAAUAGAUAGCUUCUUACCCCCAGAGCUUACUACCAUUGUACAUGGUCGACAACCAGACUUCAGUUACGUUAAUUUGACCAUGAUCACUAAAGUAAUGGAUUUGUUUCAACCAAAUUUUGGAGAGACAGACUCGUACAAAUCCCUACGAGAUAUCAUGGAUACUUUAAUUCUGGGUGUCGAAUAUUUAAACAAGUUUCUAACAAACAAGAGUAAUACAGUUGAGGAAGUAGCCGACUUCGAAUUUAAAAAUGUCGGUAAAAUAUUGGACAUAAAUACAGGACUUAAAACAUUUACACAAAUGUUUGGAAACAUUGCAAAUGUGGUCACAGAAAUGAGCAGCAACGACACAAGCGCGGAUAUUUUUAAUGUUUUAUCGCGGUUAACGAAUUUUGUUUUAAAAUGGUUACCAGCUAAACAAAAACACGAUGUUCUGUUUUAUUCUACACUUCUAGCGAAGCUGAUAGAGGGAAGCGAGAGAGUUAUUGAUAUAAACGUGCAUAUAGAACAGUUGGCUCAUAAUGUAUCCUUGCGGAACCCCCAGGGUGUAAAGAUACUAUUAAAAUUACCACUAAACAUAGUUAAAAAGGGCUUAGAAGCUUUAGCUGAUGCUGAAAGAACACAGAUCGCCACGUCCAAAAUGAAUGAUCCAGGCCAAAUGUUUUGUGAUAUAAGUCGUCUUAAGAACUUUUUCUUAAUUUCAAGAGACGAAGCGUCGGAACUAAAGGCGCAACUUUGUACGGACGCAUGGAAAAACUAUAUUUUUGAUCUGGUAUCAUCAUUUGGUAUAUACGAGGUUAAGAAAAACAUAAACGGUAUGGCAUCUCUUUUCGUGCUAGAAACGUUGGGCAAAGAUAUCAGCGACGAACUUUAUACGAUUGAUAAAGAUUUUGAUAUCUUGAAGAACUUUACACAAAAUAUAAAUAGAAUGGAAUUAGAAGAGACGCCAAGCAUUAAUUGGUCUCUAGUCCUUAAUGUCACCGAAGACUCUGAAUUGAUACAAGUUUUCAGAAAAAAAUUGCAUUUGGGUAAACAUAUGCUGAUAACAGUUCACGGAGCGCUGGCAAAAGAAGUCGUGAGCCAGAACCCUCUGCUGGAAUAUAAAAUCUCUCCAUUUUUAAAGAACGUAAAUGUAAUGAUACAAGCGAUAAACGAACAACUAGAUGUCGCGCCUCGGGAACUGCAAAUAAAAGUCAAGGAAUUGUAUCCAGAAAUUAUAAGAACAGUUUUAGCAACGGGGUUACAUGAAGAAAAGAGUUACAAAGCUCUGUCAACGCCUUGUCAAGAUAUUUUAUGUCACGGAUCUGAGACGGCUGAAGUUUACUUAAAUUUCCCGCCAAAUAUUUCAAAAGAUAUACUUAUUACAACAUUAUGUAAUGUAACUAUUGCAAUCGAGAAAGGGUUGCGAAGAGAAUCAAUUAUUGGAAAAGCGAUAAAUGAUAUAAAUAAAGUAAAACACACGUCUGUAGAAGACAUAAAUUGGACACAAAUGAUAACUGGCAUAAAUACUCUGUAUGAAAAAUUAAACAAUGAUUACACGUAUUUAUUUGAAUACAAAACAUAUGGAAUGGAUAAAGAACUACAGAAAGAAGUAUCUGCUAUGAUGGACCAAGUGAUUGAUUUCUGGUUUAAUAGUAAAAACUUGAACAGGGCUAUGCAUAUAAGCAUAAAACUUGGUCUUCGAUUUCUGGAUCUAUUGGACCGCGGUAUCUUCGACAUAACAAUGGACGUCUGGCUACAAUUGAAAUAUAGUUUUUUAUCAGCUGCCGGACCAAUGAUUGUUGUGGAUGAUGUCAUUCAACUUAUUGCAGGUAUAUCCAGAAACGACAGUUACUCGACAAACGUACCGCCGCUCACCGCGUCCGCCUUGCAGCACUUUCUACCCAACAUACCGCACUUGAUCGUCGAUUCGGUUGAUCUCAUCAAAUCUGAUACUACUGAUGUAGCACCAAUAAUAUCUACUCUGAACGCUGAACCAUACUGGCCUUGCUCCGACAGCCUCGCCCCGCUGCUGCAACUCAGCGACGAAUCAAAAACAGCCCUGACAUCCCUCGAAACGAUCAUGUGCUUGAACAAUGACAUACAAAACGAAUGGAAAACGUAUUUAGCGACCAGAAACGCAACAAUGUUUAAAUCCCGAACUUGGAAUUUAACAGUAUAUUCAGAGAGUCCGUUUCUGAAAUUCUCACUUGCAUUCGAUAAUUUAGUAAAUGAUUUGGAUUUGAUCAAAGAUAUUUUUGAAAAUGCAUUCGACGAGCCCAAAGACGAUCGUAUAACAUUCGCUUCUGCUUUAAAAUACAGCGUAGAAGCGUUUAACAAUACUAAUAGGGUUGAAAUAUUGAGAAAAUUCUUUACCAAAGUUGACACAGUCCUGAACUCUAUUGACACAUCGUCUGUCCAAGAAAACGUUCCUCUGAACACUCUGUGGAGGCAAUAUCUGAACUGUACCAGCAAGGAAUCCUUAGAUGAUGAUUGUAAGCUGAUCACCAGAGCUACGUGGAAGUACACGCUCAAGUUCCUAUCAGUCGCUGGCGGAAACAUGACAGAGGACUUAUUAACAUAUUUAUCAGAGAGCAAUGAACAAAAUGUUACAAUCCUUCAACUACUGGGUUUCACAAGAAAAACUGCACUGUUUGUGUUGUACGACAAGCUGCCAGAGUUCAUCGCUGUGCUUCUUAAUUCUUACACAGAUCUGGAAUUCAUGAGCCAGAUUCGUCGUGCCUCGCAAACCGAGUUCUGGGACUGUGCCGAGGUAUUAAUGGCCUUGAACCCUGGACCCGACAGUCCCAUAGAUAUGUCAAUUAUUAAACAAGUCCAGCCAUUCAUCUGCCCUUCUCUGCUGCACUGGCUGUCUAUGCCCAGGGGAGAUAACAUAUUAAUUGACGUCUUUACAAAACCCCAAUAUUAUUUUUUCACAUUAGAAGCAGCAAACUUGACGAGUACUUAUGAAAACGCUUACAUAAAAGCGAAUGCAUUGGGACUUUUGUUAGACGAAAUUGCAAAUAAAAAUAAAACUUUGGUCGAUAAUUUAAAAAUAAGUACGAUCAGAGAUAAAUUAGAAAAAGCAGUAGAUAAGAUUUUAUCUUAUCAAAUAAAAGAAAAUGAUCCGUUUUACAUUUCUUAUAACGAGGCAAACAAAAAACAGCUAACCGUUAAUAUUUAUUUGACAAAAGUCGUAACAAUUAUAAACAAACUCAUCAACGCCGUGGAUAAUUUUACUCUAUCGGAUAUAGAUAAUGUUUCCGAAGAAGAUAUGAAAAAAUUGCAAGAAGAAUUGCCAAUUAUACAAAAUAUAUUUAAAAGGAGACCUUCGGAAGCUAUUGCUUUACACUUCGAUAUCAUAACGGAUGUAUUUUGGAUUAAUGAUAAAGAUUACAAGUUCGCCGAUGCCUUAAAGGCCAGUUGCGAACGUCUAAAAACUAAAGAUAAUUCUAAGAAUAUAUUAGAUGACAUGAAUAGAGUUAAAGGACAGAUUUGUGCUAAGAAAUAUUAUAUUAUAUAUAGUGCAUUACAAAGCAUAAUAGAUGAUUAUUUUGAAAAUGGAAGAAAAAGCUUAGUCGAUGUUUAUGAAACCCUCAAAACUGAAAACCAGAAUUCAACUGAUAUAUCUACAUUCUUCAAAGAAAGGCAAAAUGUAGUAAACGCGUUAGAAAAAUCCGUUAAAUAUUCAUACGACCUAGGUGUACCGAUUUAUUUAAAAUACCUCCAAAACAACCUGAGGCACUAUGACAUCAUCCUGAGCUUCCUGUCCGGUGACGACUGGUGGUCAGAAUUGAGAAACCUGUACAGCGGACCGAGAUCUGAUAAUUUCUUUAACACUGCGGAAAAGGGAUUCGAAAUCGCUGAAGAUAUACUAACACAUUUGGAUGAGAUACACGUGGUACGGCUGCUGCGCGACGCGAGCGCCAACGGCUCCGCGGGCGCGUGCGCGGCGGCCGAGUACGCGCCGCGCGCGGCCGCGCUGGGCGCGCUGUGCGGCGCCGCGCCCGCCGCGCCCGCCGCGCCCGCCGAGCUGCCGCCGCUGGUGUUCGCGUCGCAGGGCUCCGACGCCGAUUUAAAGAUGUCCGAUGAAGUGGAUUACGAGGAGUUACACGCGGAUAUUGCGAGCACAGAAUCAAAGUUGGAAAAGAUCAGAAACGGGCCGCAAUCUCCGAUGCGGCCGUCGUGGGUCACGGAGGAAAGAUUGUCAUCUUUGAAAAGUGUCGCGAUGCAACUCCUGUCAAAAGAAUCGCUGAUAAAGAUAUCGUUUGGUGUUCUCAGCAAUGUUGUAGAUGCGGGAACACUGUUCUUGAAUAACAGUAAGUGCCACUCAUGCUCCGAACUGACCACCUGGUUCAAGCAGCUGAAUUUGCAGCUGUACAAGAAACAAGAGUACGACAGCUUACUUUGUAGCAUCGAUCAAAUGUCGCAGGAAGAAAUUCACAGCGCUCUUAAAAAUGACUUUCACUGGGACAUGGCCAUCAGUGAGUUAAUAUCAACGCGAAACUACACGAAGUACGAACUCAACAAGUCAUUAAAUGAGUUCCUGGAACAAAUAAAAUUAAAUCUGCUAGAUGAUAUCGGCGCCAAGUCCACGAAGCUGUCGGAGUGCCUGGCGGGUAAUAUCACUGGAAAUGCUUUCGGACAUGCGGCUCUAUUCACUAAGGUACUAGCAAGAACAGCAAGACUCCUUGUAGCAGAGCUACCUCACCUUCAAGACGUCCGCGGCGUCACAGAGUUGCCGUAUUUCAAAAAACUCCACUCGAAUGUCGCACAUACACUCGAUGUCAAAGAUACAUUAGCAAAAUAUUUGUCAAAUAGAGAAGAAUUAACAAAAUAUCUAGUUAAACUGACCAACGAUACAAAAUUAGCGAAGAAUAUUGAAGAAGGUGAAAUAAAUUUGCGUUUGGUAAAAGACCUCAAACCAAGAAACGAUUAUUUCUCUGUACAAGACCACUCCUGGGAGGAUAUCUGCCUGAUCCACAACUGCGAUGAAAUCAUAUCCAUAAUCAAUAAAAAUAUCAACUUCACACUUAUUGGAGUCAACGUAACCGAACUUCAAACGAAAGAGUUCUGGCGUUUUAACUUCAUUUCUGCAAUCGUAAGCCACGUGCAAGUGUUGAUGGACCACAUAGCCAGGGCUCUUGGGGUGGUCAGUGGAAUAGACAUCCAGGGAGUGCUGGAGGGAAAAUUGGAGUCUCUUCUGGAUACGGGGAUGCAAUUAAUAAUGGAUGAUACCUUAGACAGCAUUUUGUACAGUAUACGCGGAGUGCUGGAAGAAUUGAAACCAAUACUGAGAGGAACCCCGUUGGAUUUCGACGUUAACGCAAUCGCAAACGGUCUGAAAAUUCUUCAUAAUUACAAAAACUACAUCAUUGAAGAAGAUUUCAAAGUGAACGUAUCGCAGAUAUUCUCAAAACCGGAACUUAUAGAAUCUGGUCUUAAUGAUUUGGGCAUCAACAAUACUAACUUCUGGUCGAUCGCAGCUCCGAGGAUUCAAGCUGGCCACAUAGCCAUCAAAGCGUUACUUAUUCAAAAACAUGGUAAAUACCGCAUCAGUGACUUUACAUGUCAAAUAGACGACAUGUCCAGGGUCCUGAUCCCGGGUAACGUGGACGUGGUGACUUUGGACGACGUUUACGCGGCGGUGGUGGAGCAGUUCUGUGGCCUGCAAGAUGAUCGUGUCGAGAGCGUGCUGCCGGUUCUUUUGAGAAAUAUAGAUUUUGAUAUGAUCUUUGAUAAGGCAAAAAAAUUUCUCCUAACGAAACUCUUCAUAGCAUCUAACCUCACCCAAUCAGAAGGUGACACAGUGCUCUCUCAAUUCGGAAAUAUGGCUGCGCUGAUUCCAGAACUACAAACAACUAUAGGAAAUGUAACUGAAAGUCUAUCAAAUGAGCCGCUGUUGCUGCGGAUGAAGAAGAGUACUUCUUUUGGGGAUAUGCUGGCUUCAUCCGACUUCCUGCCGGCCGCCGGCAGCAUGCUGUGCGGGCGGCCGUUCCGCGCCGACGCGGGCCGCCUGUACCGCGCGCUCGUGCGCGCCGACGACCGCGCCGCGCCCGACCCCGCGCAGCUGCGCGCGCUGCCCACUGAUUUCUGCCGUUCACUCUAUAAGGACGUUAUCAGCAUGGAAGGUGGAAAGAUAGUGUGGAGCUUCGUGAAACCGCUCAUCGUUGGCAGAAUACUCUACACUCCGUCUACUCCCGCCGUGCAAAGAAUUAUUGAGAAAGCCAAUUCGACGUUUGCACCGAUGGUCAAAAUGGUCAACCUCGUCCAUUCCUUCGCCAACUCUUUCUCGUCCGUGGAUAAAUUAAACCUCCAUCGAGGUGGUUUAGAUGCUUUGAAAAAUCUAAUGACAGUACCACAGUACGCCGGAAUCAGAAAGAGUCUUCUGGGAGACGUCCAAGCGCCAAAUAUUGAUAUUAACGGAAUUUUCGAUGAUUUCGGUGACACUAAGGCAUUGGGAAGUAUGUUAAAGAAAGCAUCAGAUUUCUUACAUUGUGUCAAUCUAAAUCGCUUCAAACCGAUGUCCAGUGAACACGAACUCACCCAAGAAGCUGCGAGACUAACGCUGAUUAAUGAAUUCUCUGCAGGUCUCGUGUUUAUGAAUAUGAGUGAAACUAAUAGCGCUAUUCCAUCAAAUAUCGAAUAUAAAAUACGAAUGGACAUAGAAAACACACCCCCUACUAAAAGACUGACAAAUUAUUUAUGGAUACCAGGCCCAGAAGCAAGUUUCCUAGAGAAUAUGAGAUAUUUCCGUGGUUUUGUACAGAUACAAGAUAUAAUAGACAAGGCAAUCAUAGAUUUGUCUAUGGAUAAUUCUAGAAAAGUGAAAAAGAGAGAGAUAGCUGAUGACAAAACUGAUUGGGCUAUUUACACUCAGCAGAUGCCUUAUCCUUGUUAUCGACGUGACUUUUUCCAGACGUCUCUGUAUGAGUCUCAAUCGCUGCUGGUGGCGUUCUUCUUCUCUUUACUCUUCACCGUGUCAUCAGCUGUCAGAUUCAUUGUGUCUGAUAAGGAAACCGGAAACACUAUGUUGAUGUCUAUAAUGGGAGUAAACCUAAGCUAUCACACGCUGUCUUGGUUCGUAUGGUCAUAUAUCGAAAUGGCAGUCACCGUGUGCCUUAUCACUGCUGUACUGACUGUCGGUCAAAUUUUGCCGCGCACCGAUCCCAGUUUAAUAUUGGCCUUGUUGCUGGUGUUUGGUUUCUCGGUGCUGGCUUUCUGCUAUAUGAUGUCGACUCUGUUCCGCUCGGCCAGUGUGGCCGCGGUUUGUUCAGGGAUUGCCUAUCUCAUUACAUUCAUGCCCUUCGUGUUGAUCCUCUCGCUGGAAGCUGUACUUAGUAGUUCUCUCAAGAUAUUUGUUAGUAUUUCGAUGUCGUCAUCACUCUGCUACGCCUUCUUGUUCAUAACACGCUUCGAGGCUAUGGGGGUUGGAGCGGGCUGGGCACAAUUAUGGGAGGCGCCCGACAACACCAGUGACAUGAACAUCGGCAUAGCCGGACUGAUGGUGCUAGUAGAUGGUCUCAUCUACAUUGUAAUUGGAUACUUCAUUAAUAUGUUUUUCGGAGUCAAAAGCACCAAUAAUAUAACAACUUGCGAGGCGGACGGAGAGAAAGCCGGCGUCAGUAUCAUCAACGUGACCAAAAUAUACAACGAGGGAUCGCGGAACGCGAAGCUGGCUCUGGACAACGUCUCGAUGGAACUGCAGGCGGGGCAGAUCACGACGCUCCUGGGACACAACGGAGCGGGAAAGACGACAUUAAUCGGCAUCCUGACGGGCGCGCGGCGCGCGAGCGGCGGGCGCGUGCAGGUGCGCGCGGCGGGCGGGCGCGCGGCGCUGGGCGCGUGCCCGCAGCGCGACGUGCUGCUCGACGCGCUGUCGGCGCGCGAGCACGUGGCGCUGUACGCGCGCCUCAAGGGCGCCCGGCGCGGCGCGCGCGCCGAGGUGGACAGCAUGCUCCGGGUAUUGAACCUGGGCGACGUGUGCGACGUGCCCGUGUCGCGCCUGUCGGGCGGCACUCGUCGCCGGCUGUGCGUGGCGCUCGCCUUCGUCGCGCAGCCCUCGCUCGUGUCGCUGGACGAGCCGACGUCUGGAGUCGACCCCGCCGCCAGAAGAGACAUUUGGUCCAUGAUAAUAAGGCUGCGUGAAAACCGAACGAUUCUACUAACUACUCACCAUCUCGACGAGGCGGAGUUAUUGAGCGAUCAAAUCAUUAUCAUGCACAAGGGGCAAAUUCAUACAACUGGAACGCCGACUGAAAUCAAACGAACCCUAGGCACCGGAUACAAUCUGAGCGUCAUGUAUCCAGACAACAAUCUCAGUUCUAUACAAGAUGCGGAACCCGAGGAGGUAUCUAUGGAAGAGAAGACAAAGGACUUACUGUCAGUAACACGAAGCGUGAUUAAGAACGCAAACCUGGUCGACGUCAAUGGUCUGGAAGUGGAGAUCAACCUGCCCUUCUAUGACCCUGACGGGGUAAGCAAUAACUUGCUGGAGGCGUGCAGCGCGCUGGAGCGCGCGCGCGACGCGCUGGGGUACCGCAGUGUGGUGCUGGACUGCAGCAGCCUGGAGCACGUGUUCUACAACAUCUGCCGCCGCGCAGACGCCCAGGACUGCGAAAUGUCGUCAGCUCCGGAGUCUUCAUCUAACAGCGCAUCGACGUCUUGUAUAAAAAAUGACCAAACGCCACUCGUCUCCCCCGAGGGCCCUCUCAAAGGCACCGCGUGGCAACAGUUUGUAGCGAUUUUCUACGCGAGGUAUCUGCACUAUCUUAGGAACAGACUGUUAUUAUUCCUAUUAAUAGUUCUACCCUCACUGUUCAUAAUCAUCGCGAUGGCCUUCUCGACAAUCCGACCGCCUGCUGACAACGAGAUCUCUUUAAAACUAUAUAGAGACACGUACGAAGGAUCAACACAAUUUAUUAUACCACAACCGUCGAUAUAUUCCGAUAACAUGGACCCAAGCUUAGCUCAACGGGUAAUGGGUGCGUUACAGCGAGAAAAACAGUCUAGAAAUUGGACGAGUUAUGAUUCGCCCACAUGUAAAUGUGUUGACUCCGUGCAACAAUGUGAUCAAAAUAAAGAUAUUGAUUUGGACCGGCCUGAGCUGAUGUUGUUACCAGACGUGAACACCCUUAACGACUGGCUAGUGACCUCGCAAGAGGCUUAUAUUGAAAAAAGAUACGGUGGUUUCACUUCGUCGAUCAAGAAUAAUAUGACCCAUUUGGUGGCCUGGUACAACAACAAGGGCCACCACGCGCUGCCCUCGGUCAUCAACGAGCUCAACUCCGCCCUGCUGAAGGUUAUCACCGGCGACGAGAGUGCCAAUAUCACCGUCUACACACAUCCACUUAAAAUCACCAAGGAACAGCUGAACAAGGAUACUGUGUACCAGCACAUAGCGGACGCCGGCAUCUCGGGCAUGCUGCUGCUGGCGUACAGCCUGGUGGGCGCGGGGGGCGCCGUGUACCUGGUGAGCGCGCGGCGCGACGGGCGCGCCGGCCUCGUGCGGCUGUGCGGCGCCGCGCCCGCGCGCACCCUGCUGGCCGACCUGCUGUGGGACCUCGCCAUAAUCGUCAUCAAUAUGGUGAUCACGGCGGUGGUGCUGCAGAUAUUCCACUUUCCUGUUUUCGUGGCGAGAAACAACCUUCCGGCUAUCUGUAUACUCAUAUUACUUUACGGGUACGCAUGCACGAAUUUCGUGCACGUGUUUCAGCGCCUGUUCUCCGAAGCGAGUUUGGCCAACAUGGUGCUGUUCUGCGGGAACGCGUUUGUGGGCCUUGCUGGCAUCACCCUGCUGCUCAUACUUGAUAUCAUUUCUGAUUCUGAUGCAACGGAUCACACAAGAUGGGUGUUACAUAAAAUUCUCAUGCUGAGUCCACAAUUCACGCUCGGCGAUGGUCUCCUUGAGAUCGCGAAGAAUACUAUACAAGCUCAAGUGCUACUUCAAUUUGGUAUGGACACGUACCGGGAUCCAUUAAAGCAGAAUGUGGUGGGCUACCACUACAUUGCACUGGUGCUGGUCGGCACCGUACUGUUCAUGGUGAACUUGGCGAUCGAAUACGAUUGUUUUGAAAUCAUUAUUGUCAGGUUAGGGUCAAAAUCUAGCGAUAUGGAAGAUUCUCUGGAUUCGCAAUCCGUUCCGGCCGAGGUGUUGGCGGAGGAGCAGCGUGUGACUGACGCCCUGCAGUCGCUGCGACUGCGUACCAUCGGAAAUAUUAAUGCCGGCUUCGUGGACUCGGACGGCGACUCUGCGUCGCCGAAGAAGUCCGGCGCGCCGCGUGCGCCGCGCGACGUGUGCGCCGCGCGCGCGCUGCGGCGCCGCUACGGCGCGCGCGUCGCGCUGCACGGCCUGUCGCUCGGGAUCCCCGCCGGACAGUGCACAGCGCUAAUCGGCGAAAACGGAGCCGGAAAGUCGACGACAUUUUCAAUGUUGACUGGAGAACUUCGACCCACAUCGGGCCAUAUCUAUUUACUCGGUCGGAAAGUCAAUAAAAGGGAACUGAGCCAGGGGCUUAUCAGCUACUGUCCUCAAAGUGACGCCAUUGAUCCUCUACUGACCGUUAAAGAAACACUCGUGUUUUACUGCAGAUUACGAGGCAUCGAGGAUCGGGAGGAAGUAAUCCGUCGAACGAUAGAUUUGUUCGAGCUGGCGAAGUACACGCACGUCCGCAGCGGCACGCUCAGCGGCGGCAACAAGCGCAAGCUGUGCACCGCCGUCGCCUUCAUGGCCCGCACGCCGCUCGUGCUACUCGACGAGCCCACCAGCGGCAUGGACCCGGCGUCGCGCGGCUGCGUGUGCGCGGCGGCGCGCGGCGCGGCGCGGGCGGCGCGCGCGGCGCUGCUGGCGACGCACGCGCUGGGCGACGCGCGCCGCCUGGCCGCGCGCGUGGCGCUGCUGCGCGCCGGCCGCCUGCGGGCGCUCGCCUCGCUCGACGACUGCCUGCGCCGGUUCGGCGGCGGGUACGUGGUGACGUGCGCGGUGCGGCGCGGCGCGGCGCGCGCGGUGUGGGCGCGCGUGGCGGCGCGGGCUCCGCACGCGGAGCUGCGGGUGCUGCACCACGCCGCGCUACACUUCCUGCUGCCCGUGCAGACCACAGUGGAUGGCAAGGAGAUAGAAACGAAGCUAAGUGACAUCUUCCGACUGCUGGCGGAGCUGCAAAUGAGCUGCGAUAUAGAAGAGUACACGGUCAAUCAAAGCUCGCUCGAUCAGAUGUUUCUAAGCUUUAGUGAGCGAACGAGCAUUUUGGAUCCUAUUGACGACCCGCUCCCAACACCACACCUCUUAAGACGAAACAGCGAAGAGCUGGACAGCGUCACAUCACUGUGAUAUCCUCUGGUUUAUAAUGCAUAUAUCAUGACAUAGCACUAUUAUAUAUUGAAAUAUCUUCCGUGUAACGGUGUUGUACAAGAUUACAAAAUAUAUCAACGUGACUAUUUUCCAGUAAAGGCAUUUUAUCAGAAUCAAUUUUGACAAUUUCAAGUUUAAUGAUUUAUCUUUAUAAAACCUCGCAAACGGUUAAGUAUCGAGAGAGCCAAAAAAAGGAAUUACUAAUAAAUCUAGACCAAAAUAUAGGAAAAUAUAUGUGAUUCUUAUCACGGAUGGAUUAAUGAAAACAUCACUAUCGUUCCUGAACUAUAUUUUUACUUGGAACAAAAAGCAAGGACAAACAAUUAUUUUGACAAUAAUGUUACCAUAUUCUAUAUCUGCCAAUUGUUUGAGCGUCAUAAUCUCAAGCUCGACGGUAUAAUAGCAUAGAUAUGUAAGUGGCCGGUCCAGACACAUCUUAAUGCUUGAUUUGAGAGAUAUAGUUAUUCUUAUACUGCUAUUUUACAUUAUGAAACCGCUUGAAUUUAAUUUGUAUAUUAGAUAAUGUUCUAUUAUUGCUUUUUUUUUGUUAUUUUCUUAUUAUUCCCAUAUUCUUGAGCAUUUGUUUCCAACAUUUCUCAGUUAUCCUUAUAUGUGAUUGUAGUGCAAUUUUUAUAAUAGCGACUUCAAUAUCAACAUUACGGGUGUUUUAGGCGAAGUUGCAUGAUGAACAUAUUUCCUAUUUAGAAUAAUAUUGUAAUUGUAAUAUUAAUCGUAAUCGAUGACUUAAAUGAGGUUAUCUGAAAAAAGUUUUGAUAUAAACAUUAGUAUUUACUUAAUUUUGUACUGAUUUAUGACAUUUUUUUAAAUUUAAUUAUAAGAUAAUCGAAUUUAAUGCAGAAGUAUUUUUAUAGUAAGUUUAUAACAGGCCAACUGUGAUAUAACUGUAUUUGUAAGUCGUGUUUUAUAUAAAAUAUUUAAGAAAAAUAAAAAUAUGGUUUGCGGUAAA